Melopsittacus undulatus (budgerigar) is the source of this 3782-nucleotide messenger RNA. RefSeq names its product crystallin gamma S (gene CRYGS). Bases 3176 to 3757 code for a protein of 193 amino acids. Gene Ontology annotation, molecular function: structural constituent of eye lens. Gene Ontology annotation, biological process: lens development in camera-type eye; visual perception. Lineage: Eukaryota; Metazoa; Chordata; Aves; Psittaciformes; Psittaculidae. The record is from RefSeq and is a predicted model, not a curated record. The transcript is spliced from 2 exons.
GUAACAAAGGGAGGAUGGCAAAGCCUUCCUUUAUUCUAUAAUCCUGCUUGCUUUUCUGGAAAUCAGCUAUAGCCUCAGAAUUACUGACUCAAUUUUUGGAUCCUAUUCUCAUGACAAAGCAGCUGCCUCAUUUAAAACAAACCCGUUAUAAAAGGGUGCCUCAGGUCCUGGCUGGUUGUAACAGCUUCUGACAUUCCUCUAGCACUAGGGAGCUUGCCUGGAAAGGAAAAUGUCCGGAGCUGGAGCCAAGGUAAGUUUAUUUGCAGCCUGUUUGUUUUUGUGGCUAAGAGACCUUGCUAGUCUUUUCGCAGAUCUUGGCUGUCUCCUCUAGGUGUGGCUCUGUGAGAGGAUGGAGUUGAACAAGGUGACUGGUGAGAGCAUACUUAAAGAUACACCAGGGCAUAAUGUCUUACAUGUUAGUGGUGGAGGCUGCUGUGCCAGCAGCAGACCUGAUGAGCUGCAUUUGCAGAGCAGAGUCUUGUGGAAGGCUUCCUUGGGAUGGCCUGAGUCCAUGUUGGGUGCUCUCCACAUUCCCCUUCCAUGGUGGAGCAAAAGGUGUGCUGCAACAGAAGGAUGCCUGAAUGAUUAUCACAGCACUGAAACCAAUAAUGUUCCCAGAGAGAUGCCAACCAGCCUUGUGAUUUGGUGGAAUCAGAGGUGAAUUUUAACAGGAGAAGGAGAUGCAUCAGAAAGUUCAGCUUCAGCUGGAAGGGUGAGCAUCAGGUGGAGAUCCAGCUGUAUUGCUGUGUUUUUCAGUCAUGAAGUUAACGGAGCUAAGCUGUUUGGUCACACAGACCUUGUUCCAAGGUUGGCAUUAGGCAGGAAUAAAACAGCUGGGAAAGGAGGGCAAGAACUUUAGCUAGUGGCCAGUUCCUCCUGUCAAAUAUUAAACAUCAGUUAAGAGGUUGUGGUCAGAUUUACAUCUUUCCAUUGUAUGAAUUGUUGUUGUGUGACAUUCCUUCAGUAAAUUCCUCCACAGUACGGAGACUGUAAGAUCCGAGGUAGCAGAAGGCUCUGAAGCAGAGUGGUUUGUAGAUUGUACGAUGCCUAUGGAAGAUCUGGGAUCAGUCUCUGCUUCCUUACUCCUUUUGUCUAUGAUCUUGGCUCAAAGCAAUUUGGCCAUUUGUGAGCAGUCUUUAGAAACUGAGGAUGGGUGUGCUGCUUGCUUUAAUCUGAUGGUUGUCAGAAUGCAGCAGUGCAGUCUUUACGUACCUGUGUAUAAAGAAGGUGCUGGGGAACUUCAACAGAUUCAUGUCGGAGUCUCCUGUCUGCUUGAAGAGACCCAAACAUGCUGCCUUUACCCCUGCAGAAAGCUGUGUCCCCGCUGAGUGUGUUACAGGGAAUUAUGUGGUGCAACAAAAUGUCCAAGGGGACUUAAGUCAGUGAAGGAGUGUGAAUCUCUUCUCUAUGCCAUGCUCUUACCUAGCACAUCCCAGGAAGAAGAAGAGGGCAAAGGAGAUAAUUAAACACUUUCUCACAACCUGAGCAAGCAGUCUGCCCUAGAAAGGGAGUUGCUGCCUCCACCCUGCUCUACUUAGAGGGCACUGGUAAUUAUUGCUUAUGAGCUUUCUUCUAACAGAGCUGAUGUUGGGAAGAAAUAUGAUAACUGCUAUGAGGUGGCCAAAAGAGUAAGAGUUUUACAGUCCUCUAAGGAAGAUGUGUUAUGGCAAAUCUGUUAUCUGCCAGGUAAGCCCCCAAAAAGCAACUUUGGGCAGUGAGUGGUUAACAGGUUAGCACUGUAAGCAGAGAAACUUGAUGGCUUUCUUGGAGGAAGGUGAUCUGUGUUGGAGGAAGAUGUGACUGAAAUGAACUGAUGAAUCUGUAAUUGAAAUCUGUAAUUCACCUGUCAUUAUGCUGCGUGUGAGAAACAUCAGUUGGGUCUGCCUGAGUUUGAGUCGCUGGGGGAAAACUGAGGAGCACUGAGUGUGAGGGUCUGAAUGAACUGAGGUGUGUGUGCAAAGCGCUGUGGUGGAGAAUGGGUGGCCAGGAGCCUUGUCCUAAAGUCUUCCUAUAAAUGGUCGAGGAAUAAAACACCACUUGUUAGGUCACUGUGCUGUGGGAAUGGUCAUACCCUUAAUGCUCUCUUGGAUUUUUUUCUCUUUUUGGCUUUAUAAGUACAGGGAAACAGUGAAGUUCAGUAUUGGGUUAGGCUGGGUGGGGAAGAAACAUCAAAUGAGCUUUUCUGUUACAAAACUAAAGGCCAACUUAACCAACUUCAUGCAAAGUCGCUGUGAUAGGAGCUGGUUCUGCUGCAUGUCAGCCUCAAAAUCAACUCAGCUUAUGUAGAACCAGGACCAGAGGUGAGAGAGACCCAUUCCUUUCCCACUGCCAAUUACUAGAGGAGGCAUCCCUCUGCCCAGGCAGAGUGCUGCCUGCAUGGAGACCAGACCUAUGGUCUUACAGAUGUUGGGCAGAGUUCAUCAUCGACCCUGCUGGACCCUCACUGCAUGGACAGUGGUGGGACUGCGGAGCCUGGCGAGUGAGGUUGAAGAGGGGAAGAUGCUGUAGCUUCCUUGACCAGUGGCUUCAAGAAGAGGAUCACUGGUGAUGAGUGGCUGCCAAGCCUCCUGAGCAGGACUUUCAGUAUUGCCUCUGGACUUAUGCUAGCAGAUUUUUCAGGGGAUACCUCUAGGGACAAAGAUCCAGAAGCAGGAUCUGUAAAGCAACAGCAGGGCUGUGGCUGGCAGGGGCUGAGCAGCAUAGUUAGCAUGGGCACAGAAGGGUUAGACAUUUUAGUGUACACCUUUUACAGCCUUUAUUAAUUUCCUGGAAAGACAAUAGUGAUCUCCCAACUCUCCAGUGCACUGAAGAUGGGAAGAGUUUACUCAGGAGAGAGAGACAUGGGGACAGGUUACACAGUCCAUCGACUGCUUGGCUUCCUUGGCCAUAAUUUAGUAACUACUGAUCUAGACAAAGUGGGAUAGAAACGUAUUAAUAGUGUUUUGCUGCUGUUUGCAGCUUCAGCAAGGGAGUUUUGUGUUGGACUGGAACAGAACUAGGUGCUGGGAAGGGUAAGGCAUUGGUGGCAGGCUGGAGGUGUUGGGACCACACUGGUGAAUCAGCUGCCAGGGUUAGUUGGGAUGGAGUUCAUCCUGAUCAACAGUUGGGCUCCAUGAUCUUUUAACAUCUUGAGGGCUUUGUUUUCAGACAUUUCAUGUUGUGAUGUGGCUAGAAUAUGGCUACAGGCAUGUGCUGGGGGACGAGGAACCUCCCUGCCUUCCUUCCUCUGCUUGUGUUUCAGGUCACCUUCUAUGAAGACAAGAAUUUCCUAGGGCGUAGCUAUGAGUGUGACAGCGACUGCCCUGAUUUUCACACCUACCUGAGCCGCUGCAACUCCAUCCGUGUGGAUGGGGGUGCCUGGGUGGCCUAUGAGAGGCCCAACUUUUCUGGGAACAUGUAUGUUCUGACACAAGGGGAGUAUCCUCAUUACCAGCACUGGAUGGGCCUGAACGACCGCCUUGGCUCCUGCAAAGCCAUUCAGAUACCAAGUGGAGGCAGGGGCCACAUCCAGGUAUUUGAGAAGGGAGAUUUUGGUGGACAGAUGUUUGAAACCACAGAAGACUGCCCUUCAGUCAUGGAGGAGUGGCACAUGCGAGAAGUCCAUGCCUGCAGAGUGCUGGAAGGUGUCUGGGUUUUCUAUGAGCAUCCCAACUACCGGGGCAGGCAGUACCUACUGCCCAAGGGGGAGUACCGCAAACCUGUGGAGUGGGGAGCGGCCGGCCCCGCCGUCCAGUCCUUCCGCAGCAUCACCCAGUGAGAAGACCAUUGACUCAAUAAACCAA